UUUUUUUUUUUUUUUUUGCGUGGCACAUUUCCACCCAAGCCCACCCUUCAACCUCCACAGGCAGGACCACGACGGGCACCCAAACACCGGUGCUGCUCACUUGGCUUCCCGGUGUAAAGACACCCUCCAGGCAGGCUUUUCAUUCAUUUAUUAUUAUUUUUUUUGACCCCAUAGUACCAUCACGCAGUUGCCACCCUUCUUUUUCUUCUUGGGUGUUUUUUGUUUCCCUCUCUGCUCCACGCGAGAGGCUUUCACGCCUGCUGAUGAUGAGGAUGGUGGUGAUGAGAGUCGAAUUGAAGUGCUGAUAUAAUGUGGAUAGAACCCCAUUCUGAGGCCUUGUUGUUGUUGUUGGAAGAAGACAUGGAGACUGAAGACGGGGAUUACCAUCGUCGUGUUGCUGCGUCCAUAGCAGUCAGUGCACUUUGGAGGAAAUAAUACGACCUUUUUCGCCCACAUUUUUUUUUUUAUCCUUUCACCCCUUAAUUUAUUUCUAUUUAAAAUCCCAGUGGACAAGAAUUCAACCCACACCAUUUAGACUACAUUUCUUUCUUUUUUUCUUCCCCCCAUUUGUUCCGGAGAUCUGUCGUUAGUCUUAACGUUCUCUUGGAUUUAUUUACAUUUUUAAAUUUAUUAAUUGUUAUCAUAUUUAGAAUUUUUUUAAUGAUAAGGAACAUGAGGGCUGACAAACUACUAAUGGGCAGCAGCACUGUCUUGUUUUGGGCUGUGUUGACGACCCUUUCCACCAUGUGCAUGUGGACCUCAUAUGGCGAGAUCUGCGGUCCCAGCAUCGACAUCCGGAACGACAUCAGUGAGUUCAAGCGCCUGGAGAACUGCACGGUGGUGGAGGGCUACCUGCAGAUCCUCCUCAUCAAGACCAACAACAGCAAGACCAAGAACCAGGAGGUGUUCCGCUCGCUCAGCUUCCCCAAGCUGACCGUCAUCACCGACUACUUGCUGCUGUUCCGCGUGCCGGGCCUGGACAGCCUGAGCACGCUGUUCCCCAACCUGAGUGUCAUCCGCGGACGCAACCUCUUCUACAACUACGCCCUGGUGAUCUAUGAGAUGACCAGCCUGAAGGACAUUGGCCUGUACAACCUGAGGAACGUCACCCGCGGGGCCAUCCGGAUCGAGAAGAACCCCGAGCUGUGCUACUUGGACUCGGUGGACUGGUCUCUCAUCAUGGAUGCCGAGUUUAACAACAUUGUGAGUGGGAAUAAGAAGGCCAAGGAGUGCGACAACGUCUGUCCGGGCAUCAUGGAGGACAACCCGUUGUGUCAGCAGACAACCUUCAAUAACAAACAGGAGUACCGCUGCUGGACCUCCAACCGAUGCCAGAAAGUAUGUCCCGGUCAUUGCAAGCAGGCGUGCACUGACAAGGGUGAAUGUUGCCAUAGCCAGUGCCUGGGUAGCUGCACGGAAGCCCACAGCGACACGGCGUGCUCCGCCUGCCUCCACUACUACCACGAGAGCCGCUGCGUACCCGACUGCCCGCCCAACACGUACAAGUUCGAGGGCUGGCGCUGCAUCACCAUGGACCUGUGCUCCCAAGUGCACCUGCCCAGCGACGUUCACUUUGUCAUCCACGAGGGCGAAUGCAUGCCCGACUGCCCCUCCGGCUUCGCACGGAACGAGAGCAACCGGAUGUUGUGCAGCGCCUGUAAUGGCUUAUGCGAUAAGAUCUGCUCGACCUCUGUCAUUGACUCGGUGAACGCCGCUCAGUCCCUGAAGGACUGCACCGUCAUCGCCGGCAAUCUGGACAUCAACAUCCGACACGGAAAUAACAUAGCGUCUGAGCUGGAGAGCUUCAUGGGCCUGAUCCAGACGGUGACGGGCUACGUGAGGAUUCGUCACUCCCACACACUUGGAUCUCUGUCUUUCCUCAAGAGUCUGCGUUACAUCAACGGGGAGGAGCUCAUGGACAAGAUGUAUUCCUUCUCUGCCAUCAACAACCAGCACCUGCACGAUCUGUGGGACUGGACUCAGCACAACCUGACCAUCCGGGCAGGACGCCUCUUCUUCCGCUUGAACCCUAAACUUUGCAUGUCCGAGAUCCACAUGAUGUGGGAGAAGACGGGCGUCACCGACAAGCCAGAGGAGGGUGACUUCCGCAACAAUGGUGAAAGAGCUAGCUGUGAAAGCCACAUCCUCAAGAUCUUGUCCAACAGCACGUCCAGCUACACCAUCCGUCUGACAUGGGAGCGCUACCAGCCGCGGGAUUACAAAGGCCUUAUCAGUUUCAUGGUCUACUACAAGGAGGCCCCUUCUCAGAACAUUACCGAGUUUGACGGUCAGGAUGGCUGUGGCUCCAACAGUUGGCACAUGGUGGACGUGGAUCUUCCUCAGGAUAAUAAUACUGACCCCAAAGUCGGCAUUCACCACCUCAAACCCUGGACCCAGUAUGCUAUUUUCGUCAAGGCCAUUACCCUGCGGGUAGAGGACAAACACAUUCCCGGUGCAAAGAGUGACAUCAUAUACAUUCGCACGCGCCCAUCACUGCCGACAGUGCCCAAAGACCCUCGUGCCUUUGCCAACUCCUCCACCAAGCUGCUGAUCAAGUGGUCGCCGCCGCUCUUUCCCAACGGCAACCUGACCUACUACCUGGUCCGCUGGCAGCAGCAGCCGGAAGACAGAGAGCUCUAUCUUCACAACUACUGCUCCAAAGAGCUGAAGAUCCCGAUCCGGAUCCCAGCAAUGGGAUUUGCGGACAUGGAGGAAAUAACCAAGCCCACCAAGUCGGAUCUUUCGGGGCCCAAGAAGGGUCCUUGCUGUGUUUGCCCCAAGACGCCCGAGGAGAAGGACCGGGAGAAGGACGACCGUGUCUUCUUGAAGCUCUUUGAGAACUUCCUUCACAAUGCCAUCUUUCUGCAGAGACCUCAAGAGCGUCGCCGUCGGGACCUUUUCGGCCUUGCAAAUGGUACCGCGUUACACGAGGGCGCCGGCAGGGGCAACGCUACACUCGGCCCGAGCGUUAACAAAACGGAUGGGAUCCCUCCGAUUAUGGAAUACCCGUUCUUCGAAGACAAGAGCACCUCGGAGGGCUUAGAGAUCCCCAACUUGAGGCCCUUCACUGUCUACCAUAUCGACAUCCACGCUUGCAAUGAGGAGGUGGGCCACUGCAGCGUGGGCGCCUUUGUCUUUGCUAGGACCAAGCCUGCAGACAAAGCUGACGACAUUCCCGGGAAAGUGCUCUACGAGAAGAACGACAAGACGGAAGGUUGCGUGCUGCUGCGUUGGCCAGAGCCCUUCAUGCCCAAUGGCCUCAUCCUAAUGUACGAGAUCCAGUACCGUUUGGGGGCUGAGCCUGAGAAGCACGAGUGUGUGUCUCGCGAGCAGUAUCGCAAGCACCGAGGGGCUCGUCUCACCAACCUGGGCUCGGGGAACUACUCGGCCUGCGUUCGAGCCACGUCUCUGGCGGGCAACGGCUCCUGGACGGAAAGCGUGUCAUUCUACGUGCCUCCGCCCAAACGAGACAACGAUGUCACUCUCUAUCUGGUCGUCAUCAUUCCCAUCUUUGUGAUUGUUUUCAUCAUUGGACUCAGCACCAUCCUCUUCUUUGUCAACAAAAAGAGGAAUAGCGAUCGACUGGGGAAUGGAGUCCUUUACGCCUCAGUCAAUCCAGAGUACUUCAGUGCUGCAGAGAUGUACGUCCCAGACGAGUGGGAGGUACCGAGGGAGAAGAUCACCAUGCACCGGGAGCUGGGCCAGGGCUCCUUCGGCAUGGUGUACGAGGGCAUCGCCAAGGGAGUGGUGAAGGAUGAGCCCGAGACGCGAGUGGCCAUCAAGACGGUCAACGAGUCGGCCAGCAUGAGGGAACGCAUCGAGUUUUUGAACGAGGCGUCCGUCAUGAAGGAGUUCAACUGCCACCAUGUGGUGAGGCUUCUGGGCGUGGUCUCCCAGGGACAACCCACCUUGGUGAUUAUGGAACUAAUGACCAGCGGAGAUCUGAAGAGCCACCUGCGUUCUCUUCGCAAAGAAAACACCAACGUCCAGGUCUUGCCUCCACUCAAGAAGAUGAUUCAGAUGGCGGGGGAGAUCGCUGAUGGCAUGGCAUACCUAAAUGCCAAUAAAUUUGUCCACAGAGACCUGGCAGCCAGAAACUGCAUGGUGGCGGAAGACUUUACCGUGAAGAUUGGAGAUUUUGGCAUGACUAGAGAUAUUUACGAGACGGAUUACUACCGAAAAGGAGGAAAAGGCCUUCUGCCCGUCCGCUGGAUGUCACCAGAGUCCCUGAAAGACGGCGUGUUUACUACCAUGUCUGAUGUCUGGUCGUUUGGCGUGGUGCUGUGGGAGAUUGCCACCCUGGCGGAGCAACCCUACCAGGGCAUGUCCAACGAGCAAGUGCUGCGCUUCGUCAUGGAGGGAGGACUCCUGGACAAGCCUGACAACUGUCCCGACAUGUUGUUCGAGCUGAUGCGGAUGUGCUGGCAGUACAACCCCAAGAUGCGUCCGUCCUUCCUGGAGAUCAUCAGCAGCAUCAAAGAACAGCUGGACCCGCCCUUCCGGGAAAUGAGCUUCUUCUACAGCGAGGAGAACAAGCCGCCCGACACCGAGGAGCUGGACAUGGAGGUGGAGAACAUGGAGAACAUUCCGUUGGACUCCGCCGCCACCAUCCAACCUCCCAUCGCCGCCCCCUCGGCGGGGUACGCCGCGGGCUCACCGCCGCCCUCCUCGGCCCAGCAGCCGCCCGCCGCCGCCCCUUUCCUGAGACCCGGCUCACCCGCCGCGGGUCCCUCGGACAGCAAGCACGCGGGACACGCGCCGGCCAACGGGCCCGUAAUGCUGCUCGGGGCCGACUUCGACCAGCUGCAGCCCUACGCGCAUAUGAACGGCGGCAGGAAUAACGAGCGGGCGCUACCCCUGCCCCAGUCGUCGGCCUGCUAAUAUCAGCCCCCCUCGUCCUCCUACACAGGGUAACCCAAAUCUCUCCUGCAUCUCUGUGACGCGACUUCUUCUACACUAGAGAGUGACUUGGUGUCUUUGUUACAUCACUCCUUAAACAAGGAAAUCGAUUAGAAGACUUAAAAAGACUAAAGAACAUUUCUUUUUCUUUUUGAAGCUUGUCUGCCAGUAAAAGUCUACAGAAGAGCACUUUUUUCCCCCCCGAGAGGAUGAUGUGGAGUGUGUAUUUGUAUACAAAUUCUCUCUAUAAUAACAUUUCUCUCUUUUUUUGUAUCUUUUCACAUCAGCGGACUCUCGUCGGACAUUUUAGAUAAAAACGUUAGUGUGAGUGGAGGAAGAUAGAAGAAGACGGUGGUGUUUGUCUCCUUAAAAAGAAAAUAAUACUAAGUUGCCAAAUGGACGCUGUGCUUCAGAGUAAAGUGCAUGUUGGGUGAAAAAUGGCAGCAUUCAUGGUGAAAAAUGAGGUGAACUACAAAUAUAACAAAGUGAAGGCCUCAUUUUUACCAAAGAAAAAAAACAUUUAACAUAUCAAAUUAAUGUGAAAAAAACUUGAAUUCAAGUGACAAAAACAUAAUUUAUUUUCCUAAUUUGGUGAAACUUCAUUUCACAUUUGUCAUACGUAAAAAAUGUGCAUUUUUAUCACAAUUUAAAACCAGUCUCAAUAUCACCCGUCACACGUUUUAAUCAAUAUACCUCGAGGACCAAUAAUUAUAGUACACUUUUAAUCAUGUCUUUUCAAAUCAACCUGUUUGUAGGGGGCGGUCCUGUUUCAUGCAAAUGAGCCACUGCUCACCCUGCCCCCUCUAGUGUGGGGCCAACGCAGAGCACAACUUUCAUUUGUAUUACAUUAUAUUAUAUUAUAUCAUUUUCAUUAUUAUUAUUAUCAUUUCACUAACAUGAUGACUAGGGGCGGAGCUACUUGUUGAGCGUCAAGUCGAAAAAAGAGAUUUUCAUAUCUCAAAGACUCGAUUAAAAGACCAAAAAAAAAAAAAAAAAACUUGAGUACGGUAUGAAAGCAAUCUAUCAAUAUUUUCCAUUUCAGUCCAUUUGACAUGUUUGAUAAACCUCCACACAAUUGUUAUCCUGGAUAACAGCUCAAACUUAAAGUCUAAACAGACAUGCAGUAUUGUUCUUGUUAUUAAUUGUUUGGUCAGCCAACUAUGACAAAAUGUUCCAAACCUUUCCCUUCCUAAACCACAAUUGUACAUCCUCAAUUAAAUCUGUUUUGAAUUAAAUUAAGUUGACAUUUUAAAGGGAAAUUGAUGGAAGAAACAAUUGAAAACUAAAGUAAAAUUGGUUAAAAUAAAAUGCAAAUGAAUAAAAUCCUUUAUAUUAAAAUUAAACAUGAAAAUUACAUUUAAAUGAAAUGAAUGAAAGAAAAUAAAGUUUAUCUACAACUUAUAUAUAAUCAAUGACCUCUCAAAAAAUGUUUCGUUUUUUUUCUUGUAAUAUUCUCAAGCACAGUCUCAUUCUGAGACAUCCGAACAACCACAUGAGCAUCAUUGAGGGUAAAUUGAAGAAUCGAUUAAUCGAUACGUUGUUAUUUUAUCACUUCUGGUGGGAUGGGAGAAUCCUGGAAUGUUCUGAACUCCUGCUUUUAGCAGAAUAUUGCUGCCUUCCUCGUCAGAAACAGUUUGCGGCCUUCUUUAGACGGUCCCCUUGCAGUCAUCUCCCAGCAUGCACUUGACACAGCAGACAGGAAUUAGGACAUGCAUGUUGACAAUCUCACAGUUGACUUCCAACUGACAGGACCGAUUUUCAUAUCGGCCCGCAAACAAGUCAUCGGUUUGUCCCCUUUUGACAUUUCUAAAGUGUGUUUGCCUCUGUCUGUAUGUGAGUGUGUGUGCCUGUGUGUGUAUGUGUGCGUACACGACAAAGCUGCUAUUUAUUCUCUUUUCUCGGAAAUCCUUCAGGUUUGCUAUUUUAUGCUCUCCACUACUUAUCUACAAAUUCUAUUUGAAAAAUGACAAAAAAAAAAAAAAAAAAGAUUUUAGUUAGCAAAUGUCUUUUUUAGACGUUUGUAUUUGUUUGUUGGAUGUCUGAACUAUUAUUAUUAUUAUUUGGAAUGGACACCUUAGCUCCGUGUGUGAGCUUUCUUCUGCACCCUUUUUUGUACUUUUUGUGGUCUCGCACUGCGCCUCAGGGUGCGACUCAAUCUCAGGUCAAAGUUUAAAAAGGCUUUUCUUCUUCUUUUCUCCACAAAUUCUCUUAUUCUCUUCAUCCUCUUCCUCCUCUCCCAUCAUUCUUCUUCCCUUCUGUCUGUGCUGCCUUUUUUUUUUAUUAGCCACAUUAACCAAAUGUUUGUUUUUAAAGCCCAGUCAGCGUCUUGUCGUUUGCCUUAAUCAUGUUUCUCACGUUUCUCCUUUUCUUUUUUAGGGUUGGGGGGGUGAUUAUUUUUUAUUUUUUUUAGUUAGCGCAACACACACUCCCGCUGCCCUGUUCAAGUGUUAUUAUUUCUUCUCAAACCAAAUAAAGAAUGGCUACAAGAGCGGAAAAGAUUUAAUGUUUUGAAUGGUAAUUAAAAGAAGGUCUUAAAAUGCAGGCUAUAAGUAAUUUUGAAGGAUUUUUCCUAAAUGUUAUUCUAUUUUGCAAAAUGUUUUUUUUCUUUAUCUAGAUGUGUUAUUUAUUUAUUUUUUAUCUUUUUUCUUCCUUUAAUGAUAUCAGUUUAAAUCACUGUAUAACUGCUCCCAUGAUUCAGUAUAAAGAUGAAUUUCUUGGGUA
Phyllopteryx taeniolatus (common seadragon) is the source of this 7620-nucleotide messenger RNA. It is a transcript of the gene igf1ra, whose product is annotated as insulin-like growth factor 1a receptor. Gene Ontology annotation, molecular function: insulin receptor substrate binding; phosphatidylinositol 3-kinase binding; ATP binding. NCBI's taxonomy places the organism in Eukaryota, Metazoa, Chordata, Actinopteri, Syngnathiformes, Syngnathidae. Gene Ontology annotation, biological process: insulin-like growth factor receptor signaling pathway; positive regulation of kinase activity; multicellular organism development. Gene Ontology annotation, cellular component: insulin receptor complex; membrane; axon. The coding region runs from base 661 to 4881 and encodes 1406 amino acids. The transcript is spliced from 21 exons. The record is from RefSeq and is a predicted model, not a curated record.